AUGGCCACCGAUACGACCGCAUACUCCUCUUCGCCGGCCUUCGCGACACCGCUCCACCCUCUCCCCAACAACGCCGCCACACGACCAAUUCCUCCUCCGCCAGCCUUCAAACCCUCGGUCUCGACAAUACUCCCGAUUCUCCUCCCUCCUCCGACUUUACGACCUCUCGCGUUUCGUACAUUCACAAAGAAGCACAAUCUCACACUCCACUCCACAGCUCUGCAAUCGCUCUCAACGUUCAUUGGGCGACAUUGCGGAUCUUCCUGGCGAGAAGAAGGGACUGGAGAAAAGGUCCUUGAAGAAGUCGCGAAACUAUGGAAAGCAGAGACGGGACCAGUAAUUGUUGAAGAUGGCGACCGACUCAAGACCAUUCUGCGGACUUUGGAGGGCAGUAUGGUUGGAGGAAGAAUCGGUGCAGCAAAAAGCGGAGGACCAAACAGCCUGAGUCUGAGCAGGCAGACAAGCUUUGCGUUUGGCAACGACAGUGCCGUUGACUUGACCGAUCGGCCGGGUCUUGAAAGAAAGGGGAGUAGUUUUGGACUUAGUGGUCUGCGAGUGGACUCACAAGGAGAGGAGGAGGGAGAAGACGAAGGACGAGAUGCUCGGAGCUGGCUGAAAGUGGUGUCAGCGUUUGACCAGCCACGAUUCACAUACGAUGUCGAUAAGAAGCACUUUCUGUCGAUCUCAACAAAGCCGAGCAUGUUCCCUUCGCCGUCACAUAAGACGAGGGUGUUCAAGGAGAGGUAUAACAUUAUUCAGCAACGACUGCGGCGGAACCCGAUCUUUCAGGCGCCGAGCUUUUCAGCGGGACAAAAUAAUGGAGUGGUACGAAGGAAAGGAAAGGAUGCAGCGGCGAGAGAAUUCUACAAGUUGACGCCGAUUGCGAACUUGCUGGGAAGAGGAGGAAGCUCACAUACAUUACUGGGCAUGCUUGUGAUCGCACCGACAGGAACGCUGGCUCUGAACGACCUCAGUGGCAGUAUAUCUCUGGACCUCCAACAUGCAACUCCCAUCGGAGGAAGCGUUAGUGACGCAUACUUCUGUCCGGGAAUGAUCGUGUUGGUGGAUGGAGUGUACGAAGAAGACUGGGCGGGAGCAGGAUCAAGCGGACUGGGUAACACAGGGGGUGUCGGAGGAUCGAUUGGAGGAAGAUUCGUUGGGUUUGAGAUUGGCGGACCGCCCGUCGAAAAGCGAGAUGUCUCUCUCGGCAUCAAUCUCGCAUCUGGAGAUCAAGGCGGAGGGUUCGGAUGGAUCGACUUUCUUGGUCAAGGCUCGGAUCGGGCAGUUGGAGCCCGGAUGAAGAAGUUGGAACGCAGGCUCAUGGGACCGGAAGCCGAGACCAACACGACCACAUCUCAGAAGACGGUCAUUCUUUCAGAAGUCACGCUCGAUCAGCCGUCCACUCUUGUCGCCCUCCGGAAAGUCCUCGAGCAGUAUGCGACAGCAGAACAACCGCCGAUGGCCUUCAUCCUCACGGGCGACUUCUCCAGCAAAGCCGUGAUGGCCGGUGCAGGCACAGGCUCGAUCGAAUACAAAGAGCUCUUCAACGAACUCGCCGCUCUGCUCGCCGACUUCCCAACGCUCCUCCGCAGCUCCACCUGGAUCUUCGUGCCCGGUGACAACGACCCUUGGGCAUCAUCCUUCAGUGCAGGAGCAAGCACUCUGAUCCCUCGAGAAGGCGUACCAGAGCUCUUCACAAACCGCAUCCGCCGGGCCUUUGCAACCGCAAAGACCGAAUUAGGCGCCGCGAAGAAAGGCGAAGUCGACGGCGAAGCAAUCUGGACCUCAAAUCCCGCUCGCCUAAGCCUCUUCGGCCCAGCUCACGAAGUCCUGAUAUUCCGCGACGACAUCUCCUCCCGUUUCCGUCGAAACGCCAUCCGCAUCGGCCAAGCCGUACAAGAUGAAGUACCCCAACACCCUCAAACCGACGCCGACAACGACAUCACCAUGUCCGGCGCCCUCCCUUCAACAGAAGACUAUAUCCCCGAAAACACACCCGUACCUCUCCCCGGCCCACUCGCAGCAACACCCGAAUCCACAUCCCUCGCAUCCGCCAAACGCCUUAUCCUCUCUCUUCUACCUCAGUCCACGCUCUCACCUUUCCCGCAAACUAUCCGACCGGUACACUGGGACUAUGCACCUAGUGCACUGUCUCUCUACCCGCUACCGCAUACGUUGGUCCUGGCGGAUGCUGAGGAGGCCGCGUUUUGUAUUACGUAUGAGGGAUGUCAUGUUGUUAACCCGGGACGACUGGUGGAGAAGGGAGGGGGGCGGAGGAAGAGGGUGGGGUGGGUGGAGUAUGAUGGGUGGACGAAGAGGGGUGUUGUAAAGGAGGCUUGGAUUGGAUAA
This is a messenger RNA of Zymoseptoria tritici IPO323, 2349 nucleotides long. RefSeq lists its product as uncharacterized. Gene Ontology annotation, molecular function: DNA binding. Lineage: Eukaryota; Fungi; Ascomycota; Dothideomycetes; Mycosphaerellales; Mycosphaerellaceae. Gene Ontology annotation, cellular component: epsilon DNA polymerase complex. Gene Ontology annotation, biological process: error-prone translesion synthesis; DNA-templated DNA replication. The transcript has a single exon. The record is from RefSeq and is a predicted model, not a curated record. The coding region runs from base 1 to 2349 and encodes 782 amino acids.